AUGAUCAUCAUGAAGCUCCUCCUCACGAUCACCGGCCUCGCAGCCCUUUCCACCGCAACACCAACCUCGCCUUCCACACCAACUGGCCGCAUUAAGGACCCCUGGGGAGACUUGAUGACCAUCCUGGGCUUCUACCAACAUCCCGAAUGCAGCCAUGAAGACCCUUACUGGUACAUGACCACCAGGCUCGGCACGUUCCUAGCCGUAAUGGACGAGACGGAAGGCUGCCAGAAUGUGCCGGACGUAUGGGGCGAUGUGAGAGUCAUCAAAGUGGAGCGUCAAGAUAGGAAGUGCAAAGUAACGGUGUAUACCAACCCCGAUUGCAAUCCUGCCAGCGGAAGCGGGAUCCCUAUUCCAGAGGAGACUUGUGUUCCCUCCGAGCCGGAAAAGACUUGGAAGAGUUUCGCUAUCAGAGGCUGUUUGGAUUGA
Messenger RNA from Podospora anserina S mat+, 429 nucleotides. RefSeq lists its product as uncharacterized. The coding region runs from base 1 to 429 and encodes 142 amino acids. NCBI's taxonomy places the organism in Eukaryota, Fungi, Ascomycota, Sordariomycetes, Sordariales, Podosporaceae. The transcript has 2 exons. The record is from RefSeq and is a predicted model, not a curated record.